Messenger RNA from Exophiala xenobiotica, 1704 nucleotides. RefSeq lists its product as uncharacterized. Lineage: Eukaryota; Fungi; Ascomycota; Eurotiomycetes; Chaetothyriales; Herpotrichiellaceae. The record is from RefSeq and is a predicted model, not a curated record. The coding region runs from base 1 to 1704 and encodes 567 amino acids. The transcript is spliced from 3 exons.
AUGGGCUUUGGCUCUUUUCUGCUAUCAGCAGGGACUGCUGCAUCGCUGUUAGUACGAGCUACGGCUUCGCCGUCAAUAUCUCCUUCACCCACCACCCCAGCAGGAGCUGCACCUCCAGUCAAUCCUGCAUUCGCAGGUUUCGCUUUCGAAGCCAAGUCGUUCCUGUUCUAUGCUGGCCCGAAUGGCACAGCGAACACAUUCUCCCAAAAUCUGGUGCAAGCCAUCGCCAACAAGACACAAACGCAGCCGAUCAUCCGCGUGGGUGGCACUUCUCUUGACCAUUCUCUGGGCUAUGACGCGAAUCAGAUUGAGCCGAUCGUUGUCCCACCAAGCCAGCAGUCGGCCGGUAUUCCCACGAACAUGACAUUUGGACCUUCAUAUUUCGAUAUCUUCGAGUACUUCCCCGAUGCGAGAUACAUUUUCGACAUACCCUUCGCGUACGAGCAUCUCAGCAGCUCCUUGAUCAUCGCUCAGGCAGCUUACGCGGCCAUCGAACCUGAGAACAUUCUGGCGUUGGAACUAGGCAAUGAGGUCAAUCUCUACUCCGGCAACACUCGUUCUUCAGACUGGACAGCGUCCGACUACGUCUCGCAAUGGACCGAAUGGACCGACGACAUCGAAGCAAGACUGAAGCUCACCAACACCACCAAGAUCUGGCAAGCAGCAGCCGUUUCAGCCGAGACAACCAACAGCCUCCUCUCCAGCCCCGCCACAGUCGACGGACAAUGGGACAUUCGUGACCUGUUCAACGAUGCAAACCUCGUCCAAGACCAGGCUCGCAUCAAAAGCGUGUCGGUGCACUACUAUCAGACCAAGAUUGACGAUACAACAAGCCUGCAAAAUGACCUGAUGAACCACGCCGCCAUCAAGACCGGCUCGGCGCAGAUUGCCGACGCUGCAGGAUUUCUCAACGAGCUGGAGCCGCAACCCAUUCCGCUCGUUCUCGGCGAGGUCGGCAGCUCGCUUGGCAACGGCAGCAACGAUUCACCAUUGCAAGCUGUCCUCGGCGCCGCGCUGUCGCAGGUCGACUUCAUGCUGCACAGCAUGUCCGUGGGUGUGGGCUGGAUCAAUUACCAGUCCGGCGUGUCAUUUACCUUUUCGCUCUGGAGUGUCGAUUAUUCCAGUCCAGACGGGACAUCCAACAAGACAAACGAGGUUCUCGCCCCGUUCUAUGCCCAUGUCUUCGCUGCCGAGUUCAUUAGGUCGUCACUCGGAAAAAGUACCAGCAACACGACAGUGACGGAGGUCAACGUCACUGGUACUGGUGUACAGUCAGAUUUCUUGUCCGCAUAUGCGGCGUACGAGGAUGACAGGCUUGCGAAAAUUGCCGUGCUGAACCUGCAGUACUGGGACGGGAAGCUUACUAACGUUAGUAAUUCAAAUUGCACAGACUUGACAUCAUCACGGCCCGCCGAGACUUUCACCAUUGCGGUGCCGGACGAUGUCAAAUCUGUGCAGAAGAAGACUUUGACGAGUCCUUGUGGCGCGACUGCUUAUGCGAAUGAGAACAUCACAUGGGGCGGAGUGAGCUGGAACACGAAAGAGAAUGACGGGAUUGGGCGGCAGGUCUUGACCGAGGACGAGAGCGUGCAGGUCAUUCAAGUCACGAACGGGACACUGCAGGUCUCGGUGACAGCAAGUGAGGCUGCGAUGCUUUAUUUACAGUAUGAAAGCACCAAUUGGGGAUGCCACCCCUUAGCGUGA